Molecule: messenger RNA, 4648 nt
Organism: Myripristis murdjan (pinecone soldierfish)
Lineage: Eukaryota; Metazoa; Chordata; Actinopteri; Holocentriformes; Holocentridae
Gene: atg16l1
Product: ATG16 autophagy related 16-like 1 (S. cerevisiae)
Exons: 22
Coding region: 380-2242 (620 amino acids)
Biological process (GO): autophagosome assembly
Cellular component (GO): phagophore assembly site membrane; autophagosome membrane; Atg12-Atg5-Atg16 complex
Molecular function (GO): protein-membrane adaptor activity; protein binding
Source: RefSeq, a predicted model, not a curated record
GCCAGCGGCAGCGAGGUGCUCAGAUCCUCCAGGCCUCUGAAACUCUGCAGCGAUGGACCGACGCGCUCCCCGUCCUCCGUCCUCGAGGUGGGGACAUGACCAGAAGAGGUGGUGAAGCUCUUCUGGAGCCCACAACAACAACAACAACCCCACCCUGCUGCUCACCUCUGACGUGUAUUUCACGCGCCGCUCCCGGAAGUCCGCCGCAGAGCCAAAAUGGACAUGAAGUCGAGCGAGCCGAGCGAAGAGGCAGACGUUGGCUAGCGACUGAAACCGGAGCGUUUGACACCAAAACACCGCGAAGCAGCGCCGGCGGCUCGACGGCACACCGGCAGGGGGACUUCAGCUCGCCGCCCGGGCUCCGUUAGAUGCUGUGGUCAUGGCCGAGCGGCGGCUGGAGUGCACGUGGAAGAGACACAUCGCCGAGCAGCUGAAACACCGAGACCGAGUGCAGAGACACGCCUUCGAGGAGAUCAUCCACCAAUAUAAUCGCCUGCUGGAGAAGUCGGACCUGCAGGCCGUGCUGUCGGAGAGAUACCAGACGGACAAAUACGAUGUGCAGAGAGGACACGAGCCCAGCUCGGGCUCAGACUCCAGCCGGGGCGACGCCCUGCAGCAGGAGAUGGCCCAGAUGAGGAUCCGGCACCAGGAGGAGCUGACGGAGCUGCACAAGAAGCGAGGCGAGCUGGCCCAGAGUGUGAUUGAGCUGAACAACCAGAUCCAGCAGAAAGACAAGGAGAUCCAGAGCAACGAGGCCAAGAUGUUGGAGUACCAGCAGCAAAUCUCCAGUCUGGAGGGAGACUGCAGAGAACUGAGGAGCUCCCUGCAGGACCUGGAGCGAGCCAACCAGACGCUGAAGGACGAGUACGACGCCCUGCAGAUCACCUUCAGCGCUCUGGAGGAGAAGCUGAGGAGAACCACGGAGGACAACCAGGAGCUGGUGUCCCGCUGGAUGGCCGAGAAGGCCCAGGAGGCCAACCGGCUCAACGCCGAGAACGAGAAGGACUCCAGACGCAGACAGGCCAAGCUGCAGAAGGAGCUGGCCGACGCCGCCAAAGAGCCGCUGCCCAUCGACCCGGACGACGACAUCGAGGUCCUCGCCGAGGAUGCUGGGAAGGGAGCCGGAGAGGUUUCCCCGAACCGCCCGCUCAGCCGGACGCCCAGUAAGCGGGUGUCCCAGCCUCCCCCCGGCGGCCUCCUGGACUCCAUCUCCAACAUAUUUGGCGUGUCUGAGUGUGCUCAGCCUGGACUCCUCCCUCCGCUCUCCAGACGUCGAACCGCCAACUCCUUCAGCACGUCACCGGAGAACACGGAGGCGCCGACAGGCGUGUGCGCCGAGGUCCGCGUCCCGUCCACGGCGCUGCACGUCUUCGACGCCCAUGACGGCGAGGUGAACGCGGUGCGGUUCAGCCCCGGCUCUCGUCUCCUAGCAACGGGAGGGAUGGACCGCAAGGUGAAGCUGUGGGAGGUCGUCUCAGGUCGCUGUGAGCCUAAAGGAGCUCUGACGGGCAGCAACGCCGGCAUCACCAGCAUCGAGUUCGACAGCGCGGGCUCUUACCUGCUGGCCGCCUCCAACGACUUCGCCAGCCGCAUCUGGACUGUAGACGACUACAGGCUGAGGCACACCCUGACGGGACACAGUGGGAAGGUGCUGUCCGCUCGCUUCCUAUUGGACAACGCCCGCAUCGUCUCCGGGAGCUACGACCGCACGCUGAAGCUGUGGGACCUGCGCAGCAAAGUCUGUAUGAAGACGGUGUUUGCCGGCUCCAGCUGUAAUGACAUCGUCUGCACUGAGCAGUGCGUCAUGAGCGGCCACUUUGACAAGAAAGUCCGUUUCUGGGACAUCAGGGCCGAGAGCAUCGUGCGGGAGCUGGAGCUGCUGGGCAAAGUGACGUCUCUGGACCUGAACCACGACCGCACCGAGCUGCUCACCUGCUCCAGAGACGACCUGGUCAAGAUCAUCGACCUGCGCACCAACGCCGUCAGGCAGACCUUCAGUGCCCAGGGCUUCAAGUGUGGAGCGGACUGGACCAGAGUCGCCUUCAGCCCUGACGGCAGCUACGUGGCCGGAGGCUCCGCUGACGGGACGCUGUACGUCUGGAACGUCCUGACGGGGAAAGUGGACCGAACCCUGGACAAGAACCACAGCUCUGCCAUCAACUCGGUGUCGUGGUCUCCGUCGGGGGCGUUCGUCGUCAGCGUGGAGAAGGGCAGCAAGGCCGUGCUCUGGUCCGACAUGUGACCGGCUGAGGCUCAUCACGGCCCGGCGGGGGCUGGACUGCGGGGCGGGGCGGGGCAGGGCGGGGCGGGGGGGUCGAGGUGUGGACGUCAGCCGGGGGGAGGCGGUCCACUAAAAAAACAAACAAAACAAAACACAACCCCGUGGGGCGGGGUCGGACGUUUCUGUGUGUGAUUGGCCGGCCGGCGGGUUUGGGUUCAGGUGGAAGGACACGGAGCGGCGGAGGGGCCGGCUCGCCGCCUCAGGAGCCGGACGUCCCGCGGAGACGUGUGGACCUGGACUCACCUGGAGCUUUUAAACGGCUUCCAUCCUGUCACCUGUUUUUACCGCCGAGGACGGCCGUCUCCCUCUUGGACUUUUAAUCCGCUGCUUCGUUUUGGCCUUAAAGAAAAACGGUUGUCCUUCGUCGUCACGGCGACGGCGGCGGCUCACUGCAGCUCUGAGCAACACAGCGACUCUGUGCUCCUGCAGCUUCAAAUCAAUAAUCUGCAAAUUAUCCUCCACUGUUUCCAGGUCAGUUUCACUUCUUUCGGGAUUUUUUUUUCCUGGGAAUAAAAUCUGAAUCGAGGCGGCGGCCAUCUUGCCCUGCGUCUUUCCCACCAAAACUGUCUUCAGUUUCACUUCCCUCCUUUCCAACAUAAAAAAUAAAAGAGUUCAAAUCCUGUUUUUCUUCAAGCAGGGGAGAAAAUCCAGAUAAUCCCACUUCCUCCCAGGAGGAAAUUCCUGAAACAAGUGAAACUGACCUGCAAACAGGAAUGAAUGUGUUGCAGCCAGGAGGAUCAAGAAAAUCACUCCCGGUUCAAGAAAAUUCCCAAAACAAGGGAUUAUCACAGAUUACCACAUGUGACGGUGAGUUAGAGCCUCUGAAGGGGGGAAGAUGACAGAGCCGGUGGAGGAGGGUAAUCUCAGAGAUUGAAGCCCAAACUUCACCAGGAAAAACUCACAUUUAGGAUUAAAAAAAACAGUGAAACCAGUUUGUCCUCCUGUUGGAUCCAGUCUGAAGGAAAUCCUGCUGGUCUGAGUCCAUAAUCCCAACCUCCUCCUCAGCAUCUGGACUCUGAAGAGACGUUGCUGUGACUUGGGCCGAUUCAGAAGAAAACAAUCUUAUUUUCAGGUUUUUCUUUUUCCUCAUAAUUUUGCGACUUUAAUCUCAGAAUUUCUGAUUUUUUUUCUCACAAAUUUGUGAUUUAAUAAUCUCAUACAUUUGAUUAAAAACCUUAAAUUUCUGAGUUUUCUUCCGUCCCGUUGCCCCUCUGCCGGCAAAACGCUGUCAUGGAAUCCCUUGUGAACAUGGAGAAUAUUUUUAAAUGUUAAGACUCUUAACUUUAAUGUGCGGCGUUCAGUUUGCCGUGUCGCGGCUCUGCGGACAAAAAAUGAAAAGAAUUCGACCUGAAAUGAAAAAAUGCGACUUGGUCCAGAUCUGUGGUUUUUGUUUUUUUACAGGAGAUUUUUAGUUUUUCUCUGCAGAGCGUGUGUUCGCUCGCACGACCAGAUGAAUUUGUCCUGAGCGACGGCGGCGUUUCAGACGCUCGGUGACUCAGGAUCAGACAGGAAGUGAAAGAGCAGGAGGGGGGCGGAGCCAAAGCCUAAAGAGGCCUCAUCCUGAUGUUCUGGAGAAAAAAAAAACUUGACCACUUUAAUCUCAAAAGUUUCGAGGAAAAAACAUUUCUGAGACUAAACUCCGAGUUCUGUUCUCAUAUUUGUGACUUUAUAAUCUCAGAUUUUUUCUCAUAAAUUGACCACUUUAAUCUCAGAUUACAGGUUUUUCUUCUCUUGUAUUUCCGACUUUAAUCUUAAAUUUUGCGGUUGUUCUUUUCCCCCCUCGGCAGCUCCAGACUCACCUGUCGGCUCUCCAGGUGAGCAGGAGGGACAGUCUUGACUUCUUAAAAAUGGGUGGCGUUGCCCUUUAACUGCUCCUCUUCUGUUUAGCUGAGCUCGCUCUGCGCAGCCGGACGUCCCGUCAGCGACGCUGUCCAUCGGCCGCUUCUCCGUGGCCGCUGACCAAUCACACGGCAGAAUGAAGGAGCGAGGCGGCGGCCGAGGCGGCGGGCUCUUCUGGAGCUUUAAUGAAAGAGCCACAAAUCUCUCGGUUCAGUCGAUGUUUCUUUUUUAUUUUAAAUUUUUUAGAUUUUUAUAUUUCUUUGGCCCCGCCCUCGGACGCCAAGGAAACCGCUUCGGUCCGGUUUGUUUCCCGUGAUGCCGCCUGCCGCCGGGGAGAGGCCCCGCCCCCUCCUCUCUGUGCUUCCUCAUCGGAGGCCAGCAGGCGACCGCUUGCUGCUGAUUGGCCGGCCGGCUGGUAGCCCCGCCCCUCGGGGGAACAGCAGAAGAUUGUAAAGUUUAAGUUAAAGUGUCUGUGAAGCUUCUGUGUCCCUGUGAACGUCUGCACUCUAUAAAGCAGGUGGAGACCAA